CACGUGCCGUGUAGGGUGAGGGGUGAUUCCUGCGGCGGAAGUGGCGUAAAGCCCAGGGCCAUUUCCGGUAUUGCCAUUGCAGCCGGAGCCGCCGCCGCCCGGGAUGUAGGGGCUGUGUGAAUGUUCAAGAACACAGAAACUCAAGACCCUUUGUGUGUUGACCAGAUGUCGUCCCGCAAAGGGUCAGCAACCAGCCAAGGAAAUGGACUUUCCAACAGCAGCCGAGAAGGAGACGAUUUGGAGCUGGCAGAACUGGGGCCGCUGCUAGAGGAGAAGGGAGACCAGGGAGCAGCCAGCGUAAGCCACAAUCCAAUGGAGUGUCCCCAAGCGGGGCAGCUGCUGGGAUCUGCAAACCAAACCCAUUCGGCCAAGGAGCAGCCAUGCACAGCGCCGCAGGAGGAGGAGGAGGAGGAGGAGGUGGUUCGCGUGCUGACUCUACCUCUGCAGGCUCAUCACGCUAUGGAAAAGAUGGAGGAAUUUGUGUAUAAGGUGUGGGAAGGGCGCUGGAGGGUGAUUCCCUAUGAUGUGCUCCCAGACUGGCUGAAAGAUAACGAUUACCUCUUGCAUGGACACAGACCCCCUAUGCCGUCCUUCAGAGCUUGCUUCAAGAGCAUCUUUCGAAUACACACCGAGACGGGCAACAUCUGGACUCACUUACUAGGUUUUGUGUUGUUCCUCUUCUUGGGGAUUCUGACCAUGCUCAGACCCAACAUGUACUUCAUGGCCCCUCUUCAGGAGAAGGUGGUGUUCGGGAUGUUCUUCCUUGGAGCAGUGCUAUGCCUCAGCUUUUCCUGGCUUUUCCACACCGUCUACUGUCACUCGGAGAAGGUCUCUCGGACAUUUUCAAAAUUGGAUUACUCAGGAAUAGCACUGCUGAUUAUGGGGAGCUUUGUCCCCUGGCUCUAUUACUCGUUCUACUGCUCACCGCAGCCUCGGCUCAUCUACCUCUCCAUUGUCUGUGUCCUGGGCAUCUCCGCAAUCAUUGUCGCUCAGUGGGACCGGUUUGCAACCCCCAAGCACAGACAGACCAGAGCAGGGGUAUUUUUGGGGCUGGGGCUGAGUGGCGUUGUGCCCACCAUGCACUUCACCAUCGCUGAAGGGUUUGUGAAAGCCACCACCGUGGGCCAGAUGGGCUGGUUCUUCCUCAUGGCUGUGAUGUACAUAACAGGAGCAGGGCUGUAUGCUGCCCGCAUCCCAGAGCGCUUCUUUCCUGGCAAGUUUGACAUCUGGUUCCAGUCGCAUCAGAUCUUCCACGUGCUGGUGGUGGCUGCAGCCUUUGUCCACUUCUAUGGAGUCUCAAACUUGCAAGAAUUUCGCUAUGGACUCGAAGGGGGAUGUACGGACGACUCUCUGCUCUGAGAACAUCUAAUGACUUUAGUACCAGCUUCCUAAGUGCUUUUUUAAACUACUUCUUUGCUAAAAUCAAAGGAAGACUCUCAACUCUUUGGGUUUUUUGUUUUGUUUUUUUAAGAGGAUGUUCUCCAGCAAAGUCCAUAAUGACCAAAUCCUUGCCCCGUCUCCGAGUGAUUUGCUGGACAUUGCCAAUGGUGUCCAAUAGGAAGAAGCACGUUCAACUAUUAGCCCUUCCUGGGGAAUAAAAACCCUCCUCCACCACACAGUGUUCUAAUCACAUUAGGAUUUUCUGUCUAAUGCAGAAAUUCUGUUUCUGAAAGCCAGGGGUGCAGAUUGCCUGCUCCCCAGCACAGAAGUGUGGCCCCAUUUUUAGCCCAGUUCUGGAGAGACAGGAAACCCAUGUAUUAGUCCAUGGUCUGGGUCUCCUCCAUAUCUGAAGGAGUAACCUGCCUCUUUCCUGAGGACUGGCCCCAGAGCCUGCAGUGCUAAUGAACAGGGGCUGUUCACAGGUUCAUGUAACUUACCUUUUAACUAUCUUUUUCUUGACACAGUAAUGUAAAUGGAAUAAGAGACUAUUUAAUAUUUAAUACUAAGCUUUAAAGAGAGACUUGGUGCCACUUCAAUGCGUCUGCCUAUGAGCUGUUUGUGGUAACACAGGAGGGUCAGGACAGUAUUUUAGGGGAAUGUAGAGCUGCUGUAGCUGACUGAAAUAAAAAGGUCAAUAGUUAUUGUCAUGC
This is a messenger RNA of Trachemys scripta elegans, 2090 nucleotides long. RefSeq names its product adiponectin receptor 1 (gene ADIPOR1). Gene Ontology annotation, cellular component: plasma membrane. The transcript is spliced from 8 exons. Gene Ontology annotation, molecular function: signaling receptor activity. Bases 121 to 1359 code for a protein of 412 amino acids. The record is from RefSeq and is a predicted model, not a curated record. Lineage: Eukaryota; Metazoa; Chordata; Testudines; Emydidae. Gene Ontology annotation, biological process: adiponectin-activated signaling pathway.